Messenger RNA from Scleropages formosus (Asian bonytongue), 3884 nucleotides. RefSeq names its product NPHS1 adhesion molecule, nephrin (gene nphs1). Gene Ontology annotation, molecular function: cell adhesion molecule binding. Gene Ontology annotation, biological process: cell-cell adhesion. The coding region runs from base 1 to 3858 and encodes 1285 amino acids. The transcript has 29 exons. Gene Ontology annotation, cellular component: cell-cell junction; plasma membrane. The record is from RefSeq and is a predicted model, not a curated record. Lineage: Eukaryota; Metazoa; Chordata; Actinopteri; Osteoglossiformes; Osteoglossidae.
AUGCCCACGCUGCCCCUUCAUGUCACCCUGAUUGCAGACAAUAAGCCCCAUCUGCCUCCCUGCUCGACCUUCCCCGGCCGCCCCCUGAGCAGCGUGACUGGGUGCGGGCGGAAGGGUUACAGUGCACCCAUCACGUGGUAUGGGGAGGUGCAUUCUCAGCAAGCCUUCAAGACUCAGCCCAAAAAUGUGACGGUAAAAGUGGGGUCCACGGUGGUGCUGAAGUGUGCGGUGCUCAGACUCUCCGGAACCGUACAGUGGGUGAAGGACGGACUUCUUUUGGGUCCUGACCGUACCCUGCCUGGCUUCCCCAGAUACAGCAUGGUGGGCAAUGAGAAGAAAGGAGAGUACCAUCUCCAGAUUGAAAAUGUUGCACUGGAAGACGAUGCCCCCUAUGAAUGCCAAGCGGGCCCGUCUGAAAGCAGCCAGCCAAUCGUCUCUCAUUCCAUAUGGAUCAAUGUGAUGAUUCCCCCAUCGAGCCCCAUCAUCGAGGUAGAGACAGAGGAGCCUUGGGUGGCAGGACAAGAAUACAUCGUCACCUGCACUGCUCCCGAUGCCAAGCCAGCAGCCGAAGUCACCCUGUUCAAAGAUGGAACGGAGUUCACUGAAGUGGAAUCCGUCACCAUGCCCGGGUCAGAUAUGAAGCUCCAGAACACCAAGGCGAUGGUGAAAUUCACGGCCCAGAGCUGGGACAACGGCCGGGAGGUGGUGUGUUGGGCGAAGAACCCAGUCCUGGCGCAGCCCCUGGAGACCAGCCUUGUGAUGAAUGUUUACUUCCCAUCCCAGCCUCCUGUGCUCCAGGGACUGGAGAAAGAUGAAGUGACAGCGGGAACCACUCUUAAACUGGUCUGCACAUCACAUGGGGGCAAUCCACUGGCCACACUGCACUGGACCAAGAACGGUGAGGUGGUGUCCACCAGCUGGGAGGUGGACAAGCUCUCCCAGAAGGCCAGCAGUAUCCUGAUCAUGCCAGUGAAGCCGGAGGACAACCAGGCUGUGCUGUGCUGCGAGAGCGUCAACCAGGUGUCCAGACGGCCCUUUGUGCUCAGCCGCACCCUUACCGUCCUGUUUGAGCCAGCAAAGAUAAACGUGCUAGGCUCUUUCGAGGCUGUGGAAGGGAAAGAGGUGAACCUGUGCUGCUACACCACAUCAAGCAACCCUCCUGUGCACAUCCGCUGGUGGCUGGGCUCCCGUGAGCUCAAUCAGACCGUGGUGACAUACAAUGAGGGAGAACACGGGGGGAAGGUGACUAUGUCCAACCUAACCCACACGGUGUUCCGGGAGGAGAAUGAUCUACCUCUCACCUGCGAAGCCUUCAACAACGGAACCCGCUACUCCAAAACCAAGACGAGCCCCCUGCAGGUGUUCUACCCUCCUCAAAAGGUGUGGAUAGAUGGGCCCCCCAAGGGAGUCCCCCUGCGUGCGGGGGCCACGGUCAGGCUCGUGUGCUUCUCGGCUGGCGGAAACAAAAUCGGCCGCAUAACCUGGCUCAAGGAUGGCAAAUCCGUCUGGGAUGUCCAGAAGCCUGUCGUAUCAGAAAAAGGUGUUUCUAGAGAGCUCAUCCUCGUCCUUCAGCCCAGCGACAAUAUGGCCACCUACCGUUGCGAUGCCACCAAUGAAGCUAAGAAAGUCCGCUCCGCUCAGACUAAGCUGCACGUCCAGUUUCCAGCAAUCAGUGUGAAGAUCGUGCCCAAGGAGAAGGAGGUGCGCAGGGGCCAGACGCUGAUCAUGGAGUGCAUCGCAGGCAGCAGCAACCCCAAGACCAACAUCUCCUGGAGCCUCGGAACAGAGAAGUUGAAGGGGGUGGACCAGGCCCCCAAGAAAGCUGAGUAUGGGGGGGUGUCGGUUCGCAGUAACCUCUCACUCCAACUGAGCUCCCAGCACAAUGGCGUCAGGGUCAUCUGCCAGGCGUACAGCGACCUGCUCUCCGAGGGGGCCAGUACAUUCUACACGCUCAACGUUCUGUACCCUCCCGAGUUCAGCCCAGACCAACCGGAGGGGGUGCAGGCUGUGGAAGACGACGUCGUCCACCUUCCGCUGAUGGUCUCAGCCAACCCAGACGACGUCACCUGCGUGUGGAUCUUUCAGGGAGAGGAGCUGGUCAAAGAGAGAGAUCCACGGUACCACUGGAGAGAUGGGCUCGAGAUCUGGAACGUGACCAGGAAAGAUGCCGGGAAAUACAACAUCCGCUGUGAGAAUGCUGAGGGGGAGGAGCGCACCGCAGUCACCCUGGACGUUCAGUAUGCCCCCAGCGUGAGGAUCGAGACUGACCCCGUCUACGUGGAUCUGGGCCAGACAGCUGACCUGGUGUGCAAGGCGGAUGCCAAUCCUGUGAGCUCGGGCAUGUUCUCCUGGGAGAGGGUGGGGGAGGACGAAGACGAGGACCCUGGUUCACAAACCGAGGACGAAAACAUCAGCUGGUUGACCAUCCCCGAGGUCACUCGCUCACACAGCGGUCGUUACAAGUGCACGGUGGACAACGGCAUAGCGCCGGCCGCCAGCACAGAGGUCCAGCUGAUUGUGCGCUUUAAGCCUGAACUCCAGAAAGGGCCCCAUUGGAGCAAGGUGGCAAGUCGGGGGGAUGGGAGCAGCAUUGCACAGGUGGUCUGUCAGGCUGAAGGGAUUCCAAAAGUGGAAUUCUCCUGGACCAAAAACGGCAUAAAAAUUGACUUUAACAACCCCAGGUAUUCGGAGAAGAUGGUCAAGGAGGGCUGGGUCCACACCAGCACGCUCACCAUUGUCAAUGUGAGCGCAGCUCUGGACUAUGCCAUCUUCACCUGCAUUGCCCGCAACACCCUGGGCGAGGACCGGCUGGACAUUCAGCUCCUAAGUACCAACCACCCCGAUCCCCCGUCAGAUCUGAGGCUGGCAAGUGUUACCCACCACACGGUCACGCUGCAGUGGAACGCUGGCUUCGAUGGUGGUUUACAGCAAAAAUUCCGCAUCAGGUACCGCAGGCCUGCUUCUACCAGCUUCCUGUACGUGGAUGUCUUCCCGCCGAUGGCGACCUCCUUCACGGUCGACGGCCUGUCUCCCAAGACCACCUACAACUUCUCCGUGAACGCCAUCAACAGCAUGGGAGAGAGCGAGUAUGCAGACAACAACGCGGUUCUGACCGUCACCACCAAGGAAUGGCAGCCUACUGAAGAAGAACAGCCAGAAGAUGGUCAUGGCACCACAGAUCCCUUGCGCAUGCCGCUCCACUGGGCGAUAACUCUGGCCGCAGCCGGCGGACUCCUGCUGGUCCUCAACGCAUCUGGAUGCUUCCUGGCACUGAGGUGGAAAAGGAGGCGGAGUUUAUCAGAGGAAACCAACAGCAUCUCCAAGGCGAAGGAGAGUGAGGGAACACGCUCUGUGUCGGCGGAAUCCAACCGGUACGAGGGACGGGAGCCCGUCAACGUGGCCGCCCGACGCACCCUGUUGGUUGACAGUGCCUCAGAGCCCGAGAGCACCACUUAUGAAAGCUAUGGAGAUGAGGGCAGCCAGCACUACUACUUCCCCACCGGCCAUUAUCACCCUUCACUCUACCCCCAUCCAGAGGGAGCAGAGAGGCAUGUCCAAGAUGGACUUUACUCUAUGGUCCCUGAAGUUCAUGACUAUGAGGAGGUGAGGGAUUGGAGGAUGUAUGAAGAUGUGGGGGAGCUGUCCCUUCCACCUCCUCCUUCCUUAUAUUACCCUCCUUUGCCAGAGCUGCACACAUCAUGGAGACAGGCGCCCACCCUCCAUGCACCUCAUGAGAGAAGAGGAGAGGUCAUGACCGAUUUGGAGCCCCGAAUCAAAGUGUAUGAUGCAGUAAUGGAGAAUUACCUCUCCAGGCAGGAUGGCGAGCUGCCGUUCGAACUGAGAGGAGAGCUCGUUUGAAACAAUGUUUAAUGGCUUGAAUAUGA